This is a messenger RNA of Temnothorax curvispinosus, 1011 nucleotides long. RefSeq lists its product as uncharacterized. The transcript has a single exon. The record is from RefSeq and is a predicted model, not a curated record. Bases 1 to 1011 code for a protein of 336 amino acids. NCBI's taxonomy places the organism in Eukaryota, Metazoa, Arthropoda, Insecta, Hymenoptera, Formicidae.
AUGGCGUCGCGUAUCCCGACGAGCGCGGGAAGCGCGGGCGAUACCGAUAAAAGCGGUAGCAGCGGUAGGGCGGGUAAGGUAGGUAGGAGCAAGACCGACAGCAAAGCGGAUAGCAAACAACGUAAACUUGAGAUAGGCAAAUCAGUGUCAUUUAGAGAUGAAGUGGAGAUGAAACGUGAUUUAGGUAUAUUGAGAGAUGAAAUGAAGGAAAUGAGGGAACAGAUAUCCAAGGAGGUAGGUAAAUUUGAGGAGAUAAAGGAAAGUUUCGCACAAUACGUAGAGGAAAUAAAAGGUAAGGAAAGAAAAAACGAGGAAAGAAUAAAGGGAAUUGAAAAUAAAUUGUUUGAAUUGGAAAAUAGAUUAGAGCGAUGCGAGAAAGGUGAGACAGAUAUCGGUAGCGAAAGCGAAAGUCAAAGUCAGAGAAGUGUUAGCGAGAGCAGAUUUUCUAGAAGGAGCAGAGGGGGAAGUAGCUAUGCGAGAUCCCUAGUAAGCGAAGGUGGGCUAAGUGACAUAGAGGUAGGCAAGCUUAAGAGAUGGAUGAAAGAUAAAGAAAAGGAAGAUAGAAGGAAUAAUGUGGUAAUUAGAGGGAUAAAUUUAGAACAAGAAAGAGACUGGAAGGAGUGGGCGCAGAAUUUUUUAAGAGAUAAAUUAGGUGUAAGAUGUAAAGUAAUAAAUGUGAGGAAAAGUGGUACGGUUACCGUAGUUAAACUGGAGGAGGAGGACAAGAAAGAAGUGAUGAGGAAUAAGUACAAACUAAAGGGUGGAAAUAUAUUCAUUGAAAAUGAUCUAACCUGGGAGGAAAGGAAGGUACAGGAAGAAAUUUAUAGGUGGGUUAAGGUACAGAAAAGUAAUGGGGUAGAUGUUAAGGCAGGUUAUGCGAGAGUGAGAAUAAAUGGAGUGUGGAAAUCGUGGGAGGAGGUAUCGAGGAAUUUGGAAGAUAGAGACGGUAGUGGGGGUAGUCUAGCGGCAGGAAGGGAUGAGGGGAGAGCAAAAGAAAAUUUAGCGAAGUGA